AGGAAAUGAAUUAUAAAAGUCAUAUUUGUCAAUUUUUCAUAAAUGUCAAAAUAUAGACAUAUAUGACAUAAAAAUAAAUGUCAGACAUUUAUGGCAAAUAUGACAUAUCAAAUAUCAUGACAAUGUAAAUCCUAGUAAAAUAAUCUUUUCAUCGAAAUCCCAUUGCCACUAUUGUAAAUUCCGGAUACAAAAAAAUAUUCCGGGGUAAAAUAGAACUUUCGGGAUGUCCCGUCCCGGUCGGGACGAGCCGGGACGGGACGUCAUUUAUCCCGUCCCGAGACCCGACCCGUCCCGAAGUCAAUCGGGACGAAAAAUCCUAUCCUGUCCCGUCCCGAAAGAGCCGUCCCGACGGGACGGUACGAGAUCAUCCCGUCCCGUGGUGAGCCCUAGUUUUUAAGCGUUGGUAGUAAAUAUUUUGCUGCGGUAAAAGUGAGGUAAUAUCCUUAAUUAAUGAAAAUAAUAUCAAUUGUUUCCUGCGGUUGAAUUUUCAUAACACGUCCGGCAUUAUUAUUACAAUUAUUAUUAUUACUUUCCAAUAAAUUGGCGAGUGGAACCAUAUUAAUUAACUUUAGAAGAUUAUCAUUUUUCAGCCCAAUUGUAAGAAGUUGGUUCAAGACAUGGAUCCUACAGCUAUCGCCCUGUGUGAUUUUAAAGGACAAAUUGCCAAGCACGAUUUGUCAAGAUUUAAAUGUAUCUUUGAUGACCAACUAUUGCUCGGAUUCCUUAACGGAAAAAAAUUCGACGUUAGCUCAGCGCUGGGAUGUCUCAAUGACUAUGUCUACGUGAGGACAACAAAACAUCAAACUUGGACAAAGACGAACCUACUCCCAUCCGUUGUGACGUUCCCGUUAGGAAAAAGAUUCAACAUUUUGAAAAACAAGGAUGUCAAAGGAAAUCUUGUUGUUAUAGAUUCGGGCAAUCUAUGGCACACGACUAGUACAACUUACGAUGAAAUACUAACGGAAAUGUUGUUCGUUGCGGAUGAACUGAUCAGAACAUACUUGGUAGACUCGGAGAGCAAUGAGGUCACCCUAAUUUGUGACGGUGAAGGACUUAGUAUUCGCCAUUCCUUGAUUAGGACUCCGUCCCGAGUAAUGAAGAUGAUGGAUUUAUUAUUGAAAAGUGUACCUAUUCGACCUGCUGGGAUUCAUCUAAUUAACGCUGGGCCAAUUAUAUCCUUUUUAUCCCGAAUUGCGACAGGCUUUCUCCCCGAGAAAAUCCGCCAAAGGGUUUUCAUUCAUCCAAAUUUGCACAGUCUGUAUGAACAUGUCCCAAAAUCCAUCCUGCCGGCUGGAAUUGGUGGUGCCUUAAGCAAUGAGGAAGCCAUUGAAGAGGAUUUGGGACAAAGGAUUGAACACCGAGACGAAUUUUAUCGGCUGAUGUUCAAUAUGUAAAUAUCAUGGUGUAUAUCAAGAAAAUAUUUCCUUGCCUUGCAAAAAAAAACAUCAAUUUCAUGUCAUGUGCUCGAAGAUAUCAUUUAUAAAGUAAUUUACACUUGUCAAAUUGUAAGUAUACAGAAGGGGUUACUUAAAUACUUAAUAAAAAUUAAUUAAUUUUUGGCAUUAAAGUCUUAAUCAG
Molecule: messenger RNA, 1578 nt
Organism: Folsomia candida
Lineage: Eukaryota; Metazoa; Arthropoda; Collembola; Entomobryomorpha; Isotomidae
Product: alpha-tocopherol transfer protein
Exons: 6
Coding region: 618-1394 (258 amino acids)
Cellular component (GO): membrane
Molecular function (GO): phosphatidylinositol bisphosphate binding
Source: RefSeq, a predicted model, not a curated record